AUGUCGGUGCGGGUGCGGUUCUCGGCUGCUCGCCCGGGAGUUGCCUACGUUCCUGGUGGGUCUGGCGAGGGAGCAGGAGGAGGGCUAGCGGCCGAAAUCUUGGGUAAACCCAUGCCUCCACUGCAUAAAGAGGACAAUUUUCGCAUGGACGCACACACAGCAGCCAGCAUUGGAGACGCAAAUGUUAUCCAGGCGUUGUUAGCGAGCAAGCAGUUUGAUCCGAAUGAGAAGAACAUGUCAGAUUGGACUCCGCUACUGUACGCCGCUUACCUCGGCCACCAUAACGUGUGUCAGGUGCUAAUCGAAGCUGGAGCAAAGGUAGUGCGCCUACUGCUCGAGCAAGGUGCCAGUGUGGAUCGUUCGGAUACCAGGGAUCGUCAAGCUCUACACUAUGCGAGUAGCUGUAGCCAAAAUGCGGUUGCUGACGCUCUUUUGCAAGCCGGAGCUGAUCCUAACGCUGCCGACGUUGAUGGAAUGACACCCCUUCUUGAAGCUUGCGCUAGCGGUCACGAAUUGACCACAUCCUGCCUCCUUGAAUUUGUCAGUUCUCUACAUCUCUUUACUUUUUCCGCCUCCCAUCGACGGCAGUUGAAAUGUCGAAAAACUGGAUGA
Cylicostephanus goldi is the source of this 612-nucleotide messenger RNA. Lineage: Eukaryota; Metazoa; Nematoda; Chromadorea; Rhabditida; Strongylidae. The record is from the annotation of a GenBank genome assembly.